Fusarium oxysporum Fo47 is the source of this 183-nucleotide messenger RNA. RefSeq lists its product as uncharacterized. The record is from RefSeq and is a predicted model, not a curated record. Lineage: Eukaryota; Fungi; Ascomycota; Sordariomycetes; Hypocreales; Nectriaceae. Bases 1 to 183 code for a protein of 60 amino acids. The transcript has a single exon.
AUGGACCAAGACGCUCAUCUGCCACAUGACUCGCUGGGACCGCGGGCUCUAGUUAUCGUCACGCCCUUUCUCAUCAUUGCCAUUAUUGUCUUCUCAGCGCGGAUCUAUACUCAUGUAGCCCCAGUAUACAAACUGGAUGCCUCAGACUAUACCAUCUCGGUCGCCAUUAUAAGUACAAGAUAA